Molecule: messenger RNA, 449 nt
Organism: Callorhinus ursinus (northern fur seal)
Lineage: Eukaryota; Metazoa; Chordata; Mammalia; Carnivora; Otariidae
Source: RefSeq, a predicted model, not a curated record
AGUUAAUGGAGUCAUUCUUCCUUUCUUUCUUUCUUUUUUUUUUUUUUUAGGGCUUCCUUGUGCGCCACCAGAAUAUGUGGUGGAAUAUAGUAUUCCACUUCGCAAAUCAGACACUUACCAGUAUGGAGAAGAAAUAGUGUACGAAUGUGUCGAAGGUUUUGGGACUAAUGGAUCUGCAUCUAUAAAAUGUUUAGGAGGAAAAUGGUCCCAUCCUCCAAAAUGCAUAAGAACAGACUGUUUUGGCUUACCCGACUUUGGUAAUGCCAUACCCAUAGGCCUAAUGAAGGAAUCAUAUAGGUCAGAAGAAAAAGUGACUUAUCGAUGUCCAAAAUAUUACCGGUUGGAUGGACCCAAUUUUGUACAGUGUAUUAAGAGCCAAUGGAUAGGAAAGCCAACAUGCAAAGGUACUUCAAUAAAAUUUUAGAAUCUAUUUAUCAAAAUGUCUUAAG